Molecule: messenger RNA, 729 nt
Organism: Saccoglossus kowalevskii
Lineage: Eukaryota; Metazoa; Hemichordata; Enteropneusta; Harrimaniidae
Source: RefSeq, a predicted model, not a curated record
AACUGACUCACUCGCAGAGCAUUUUGACCUAUUCAGAAACGGAAAGCAUUGGCCAGAGUUAAAAUGAAUUAUAUGUGCGUUGGGUUAGCAUUGACUUUAUUCUGGACUUCAAUCCAUGCAAGCGAUCUGAUUCAGAUGGACGUUGACGAUGCAUGUGAUCCAGAUAAUAACGUAUGCUACAAGUUCUUUUACAAUGACAAACAGAAUUGGGCCAAUGCCAGGCAAGUAUGUGACAAUGCUUACGACAUGAUGGCAGUUGUCAACGACGUAGAAGUACACAGGAAAAUACGAAAGCAUAUCAACUCCCAAACCGAUACCUUAAGAGAGUGUAUGGGUAAUGGUUACUGGAUUGGAGCUACUGAUUCUGUGAAUGAGGGGCAAUUCGUGUUCACUAAUGGCGAGCAAUUACCAACAGAUUAUGAAAAAUGGUACAGCGGACAACCAGGCAAUAGUGUGAAGAGAGAUGUGGCUGGGCAAGACUGUGUUCAACUAUGGCAAUAUAAGGCUCCAAAAUAUACAUGGAAUUUAGACGACGACUAUUGCUGGAGGAGAAAAUCAUAUGUUUGUCAAUAUUCAGGGCCUGGCAUAUGUGUGCUUGACAACCCAUGUCAACACACCUGUGAAUCCUCAGAUGGAAUAACUGCUAAUUGCGGAUGUGAUGAAGGGUUUGUCUUGAGCGAAGAUGGAAUAACGUGCGACGAAAUCCAGACACACGGACAAUCAAGUUGA